AAAGGGAGAUUUGCACACCCUUGUGCUUUUAAAUUUUUGUAUUUCGCACAUAAUAAUCUUCAAUAUAAACCGCCACGGGGCUGGGGCAAAAAUCGAACAACGGGACACCAAACCAAAAUUGAGAGGGCAGGACAAACACAGUUAUACCCUACCCGACGGAUGGGAGACAGAUGCUCAACAGUAUAUGCAAACCCACCGAAACGCACAAGGACUCAACCCGAGGACUGCCGACGGUGAAGGGGAAAGCACAGCGCGACGCUACUAGCCGACUCGCCACUUGCUACCGACCUCCGGGACACCAGAAGAGAAUCGCGACGGUGGAGCAGCCGCUGUAACCGAAACCUGUGCAGAAUAGAGAAAAAGGACACGGGAAACGGAGAUCAAAGCGGAACUCGGCUGGAUCUGUACUGAAUCGAGACGGACUCACAGCGGAGGCACCGUCUUUGACGAAGAAGCUCCAGAAGGGAGACUCGGCUUCAGUAGGAGCACUAAUUUUUUUUUUUUUUCCUUUUUAGUUACUUUAACUUGAAGGCCUUAUAUCAAAUCAUUUCUUAAAACCUCGCAACCAUGGCAGACUAUGCACAGGAGCAAGAGAUGGAAAUUGAAGCAUUGGAAGCCAUACUAAUGGAUGAUUUUAAAGAAAUUCAUUCAUAUGAAAGCGGGCUGGAUACUUCAAACCGAUGCUUCCAAAUAACAUUAUCUCCUCAGGAUGAUGAGCCAUAUGAGUCAACAAUGCCUCCAGUUAAGCUGGCUUUAAUUUUCUCUCACACAGAAAAAUACCCUGACGAACCUCCACUUUUUUGUGUAAAAAGUUUAAGAGGAAUACAGACUAGUGAUCUUCGACUUUUAAAAGAGAAGCUUGACCAAGAGGCAUCUGAAAAUCUUGGUAUGGCUAUGAUCUACACCUUGGUUACAUCAGCAAAGGAAUGGUUGUCUGAUAGAUAUGGGCAGGAAGCUGGUGUUGGGAACUCUGAAGAAGAAGAGGCAGAAAAAGACGAAAUAGUUGUACCGCAUGGAGAACCUGUUACUGUUGAAACAUUUCUGACUUGGAGAGAAAGAUUUGAGGCAGAAUUGGCACUUGAGCGAGCCAAGUUAAUGCCUGACUCUGCACUCACAACACCUAAAGAGAAGAAGCUUUCAGGCAGACAAUAUUUUGAAAGUGGAAGAGCUGCUGCGAAAGGUAAUGCAGCACUUGUCAAUGAAGGAUCUGGUGAGGAAGACGAGGAAGAAAUUGACUACGAUGAAGAUGAUUUUGAAGAUGAUGAAGAAGCUAUGCUUGAGCACUAUCUGGCUGAGAAAUCUGACUCAUCAUCUCACCCAUCAAGGAGAGCUAAUUGAUUUUAGAAUUAAUGUUCUCACAUGGUGUAAGAGAACUCGGUGUGAUGUAAAAUUUUCUUUUGACAUUGCGUAUAAUAUGUAUUUUUGGGUAUGCUUGGGGGCUUGUGGUGGGAAAUGUAUUCCAUGUUUUUUAAAACGUGGAGAGAGAGUUUUUAGUGCAAUAAAUAGGACAGACGGCAUAGACAUUACAUUCCAUUCAAGACUUUGUUCCAUAAAAGUUCAGCAGCAUCUACUUAAUCUUCAUUUGUAUGUUAAGGCAAAAGUUUAGUGCA
Carica papaya (papaya) is the source of this 1610-nucleotide messenger RNA. RefSeq names its product Ubiquitin-conjugating enzyme family protein. Gene Ontology annotation, molecular function: protein binding. The record is from RefSeq and is a predicted model, not a curated record. NCBI's taxonomy places the organism in Eukaryota, Viridiplantae, Streptophyta, Magnoliopsida, Brassicales, Caricaceae.